UGAUUCAAACUGCGUGGUUGGAUUUUCUUUCCACCAAAUCAUUUUUUUUAUUCCGGUGAAGAACCAGCUUGCUUGCACCAGCUGCUGCAUUUCGGCAUUUCCCACUACUCUCUCCCUCUCUGUCUCUCGUCAAACAUUGCUCUCCGCUUCCGCUUUCGACGUCGGCGAUGAUGCGCUGCGACGCCUAACUCUUCUCUAAAACCAUACUGUAACGCUCAUCCCCAAAACCCAAACCUAAUGGCGGCCGUCUACUUCGCUGCUCUGGGGCAAGCUCCCGAGAAAAAGGCGGCGCUUUUCUCAACUCGACCCUCGGCGACACGCGGAAUCAGAGGGUUUCGUUUCAGAUCCUCGAAUUUGAUCUCUCGAGCGGCUGUCGGUUCCGCAGCGAAACCCCCGGAUGUUCCUCCUACUGUGGCCGAAACGAAGUUAAAAUUUUUGAAAUCAUACAAGCGGCCAAUACCAAGCAUAUACAAUAAUGUCUUGCAAGAGCUUCUCGUCCAGCAGCACUUGAUGAGAUACAAGAGAACCUAUCAGUAUGAUGCUGUCUAUGCACCCGGCUUUGUCACCAUCUAUGAACAGCUGAUGGAAGGAUAUCCUAGUCUUGAAGAUCAAGACGCUAUUUUUAGAGGCUAUAUUGAGUCCCUAAGAGAGGAUCCAGAACAGUACAGAGAUGAUGCAAAGAAGCUGGAAGAGUGGGGUCGUUCACAAGAUACUACUACAUUAGUUGAUUUCUCAUCAAGUGGAGGGGAUGUUGAAAAUAUUCUAAAAGACAUCGCUGACAGAGUCCAAGGUACGGGGAAUUUCACCUAUAGUCGAUUCUUUGCGGUUGGAAUAUUUCGCCUACUUGAGCUGGCAAAUGCAGCUGAACCAUCAGUAUUGGAGAAGUUUUGUGCAGCUUUAAAAAUAAACAAAAGAAGUGUGGAUAGAGACCUUGAUGUUUACCGCAAUCUUCUGUCAAAGUUAGUUCAGGCGAAGGAGCUUCUCAAUGAAUAUGUGGAUAGGGAAAAAAAGAAAAGAGAAGAAAUGGCAGAAUCCCAAAAGGCUAAGGAAGCCAUUACUGGUUGCGUCGGAGAUUACUAAUAGGUAAAGAGUAGCUUCACUGUACUUGCACCUUAAAUUAUUGCAAAUGCUUGGUUGAGAAAGCUGCAACCUGAUUUGUUUCUUGACCCCUAGCCAUCUAUAACACAUUUCACGCCAUAGAUGACAUGAUGUGUUUUGUUUUCAAUAAAGAAAUGCAUAUGAAGAGCACACAACAUUUUCGGCCUGAUUGAAUUCUCCUGUAUUAUACUUUACAGAUUGUAAUGCCCUAUUAAAGCAGAUUCUCAUCUAUCAUGAAGUCUAAUUUUGCUAAAA
This is a messenger RNA of Dendrobium catenatum, 1353 nucleotides long. Its product is annotated as protein THYLAKOID FORMATION1, chloroplastic-like. NCBI's taxonomy places the organism in Eukaryota, Viridiplantae, Streptophyta, Magnoliopsida, Asparagales, Orchidaceae. The transcript has 5 exons. The coding region runs from base 238 to 1080 and encodes 280 amino acids. Gene Ontology annotation, biological process: photosynthesis; protein import into chloroplast thylakoid membrane; protein import into chloroplast stroma. The record is from RefSeq and is a predicted model, not a curated record. Gene Ontology annotation, cellular component: chloroplast thylakoid.